Messenger RNA from Paraglomus occultum, 4306 nucleotides. The record is from the annotation of a GenBank genome assembly. NCBI's taxonomy places the organism in Eukaryota, Fungi, Glomeromycota, Glomeromycetes, Paraglomerales, Paraglomeraceae.
ACGUAGAUUGAAAAGAGAGUCUAGUGCUCGAACAAAAUCUAACCGAACUUCAGAGCAAAAUGAACAGCAUAAAAUAAAAAGGCAAAAAAGAGAAUUAAAACGCAAAGCUGCUCUAUCUUCAUCAGUUCCAAAAGCAUGUGUGUAUCCUUUUAACUCAAGUGGGUUGCAACGACAUACUCUUGGAAAAAUGGAUACUCCAUGUCUUUCUUGUGGUGCCUUAAAAUGGUUAGAUGAGAGAGUCACAGAAUCAAGUAAACAGUCACCUGUUUUUGCAACCUGCUGUACCCAGGGAAAAGUUCUGUUACCAUGUCUUCAAGAACCUCCUGCUGUCUUAAAGUCUUUCUUAAUAGGUGAUGAUGCAGCUUCAAGAGAAUUUCGGCAAAACAUCCGUGCAUAUAACUCAGCUUUAGCUUUUACAUCUAUGGGAGCUAAGGUUGAUGAUCAUAUAACUGGUGCAAGAGGUCCUUAUACUUUCCGUAUACAUGGUGAAGUGUAUCAUAGAAUUGGAUCUCUUUUUCCUCAGUCAACUGUUGAACCUCCUUCAUUUGCACAGAUUUAUAUUUUUGAUACUGAUAAUGAAACUCAAAAUAAGCUUAAUAUUAUGCCCUCUUUAAAUCAGGUAACUCUUGCAGCUCUUCAAAAUAUGCUUCAUAAUAUUAACCCAUAUGUACAAGUUUUUCAACAGACAGGUAGAUUGUUUCAACAGAAUCUAUCUCAAAAUUUGACUAUGAUAAUAACAGAUUCAAGAAUGACAGAUUCACAAUGUUAUAAUGUUCCAACUACUUCUGAAAUUGCUGCUAUUAUAGUGGGUAAUAAUAAUCCAUCUAAUACUAAUGUAUGCAAUCGUGAUAUUGUUUUACAUUCACAUGAGGGAGGUUUACAGCGUAUAUCUGAGUUACAUAGAGCAUAUGCACCAUUGCAUUAUGUUCUUCUUUUUCCAAGAGGGGAAGAUGGAUGGCAUCCAACAAUUCCAAUUCGAGAUAAUAAUAAUGCACAAGCAUUUCUUUUUGAUGUUGAAGAGCAACAUGAAAUUGAUGAAGACAGCAUUAAGUCUCAAAGACAUGUCACAAUGAUGCAAUAUUAUGCAUAUCGACUACAAGUAGGUAGACCUGGAGAGGGAAUAAAUCUUCAUCUUUUUGGACGUCUCUUCCAACAAUAUAUUGUUGAUGCAUAUGCAAAUGUGGAACAAAGUCGCCUAAAUUAUUUGAAGUACAAUCAAAAGAGGAUUCGAGCUGAUCUUUAUAGUGGGCUUCAGGAUGCUUUGACAGCACAGGAUGAAGCAUCUCAAAAUCUAACUGCAGCUAAUAUAGGCAGGCGAAUUGUUCUUCCAUCAAGUUUUACUGGUGGGCCACGACAGAUGCAACAGCUAUAUCAGGAUGCAAUGGCUAUUGUACGCACAAUGGGUAAACCUGAUCUCUUUAUUACAUUUACAUGCAAUCCUGCUUGGCCUGAAAUUACUUCUGAACUUUUUAAUAAUCAGGUGGCUUCAGAUCGUCCUGAUCUUACGGCCAGAGUCUUCAAUAUGAAAUUGAAGGCACUGAUGAAUGAUAUUCUUAAGCACCAUAUUUUUGGGAUAGUUGUGGCCUAUGUCUAUGUGAUUGAAUUUCAAAAACGUGGGCUUCCUCAUUCUCAUAUUCUUUUAAUUCUUGAUCAAAGUAGCAAGCCAAAAACUGUUGAAGAUUAUGAUGCUAUCGUGUCUGCUGAGAUCCCUGAUAAAAAUCUUCAUCCUAUGGCAUAUGAUACCAUUUGCCGAUCAAUGAUGCAUGGUCCAUGUGGUUUGGCAUAUCCAAAUGCACCAUGUAUGAAAGCAGGGAAAUGCUCAAAAAAGUAUCCACGUAGCUUUUGUACCAGGACUUCUAUAAAUGAAGAUGGUUAUCCUGUCUACCGGCGCUCUCAUGAUGGACAUUCAGUUGAGGUUAAAGUUGAAAUAGGAAGAGCAAAUGAAGUAGUGCCAACACCAGAAAUUAAUGAAAUUCGCCUUUAUUUAGAUGCACGUUAUGUUUCUGCCUCUGAAGCUGCUUGGCGACUAUUUCAUUACAAAUUACAUAAUGAGAAAACAGAUAUUAUGAGACUUCAGGUUCACCUCCCUGGACAACACACUGUAACUUUUCAAGACAAUGAAAGUUUAGAUGAGAUAGUUGCACAUGGAAACAGCUCUGAGACCACAUUAACUGCAUGGUUUAAAGCAAAUCAAUGUUUUCCAGCUGCACAUGAACUAACAUAUGCUGACUUUCCUACUCAAUGGGUAUAUAAUAGAGUGCACAAGGAAUGGAAACCUAGACAGAGAGGAAAUACUAUUGGUCAGAUGUAUUUUGUACAUCCAAAAGCUGGAGAACGAUACUAUCUUCAUAUGCUACUAAACAUAGUACAUGGUGCAACAUCUUUUGAGCAUCUUAAAACAGUCAAUAACAUCUCUUAUUCUACUUUUAAAGGUGCCUGUGAAGCUUUAGGUUUGCUUCAAGAUGAUAAAGAAUGGGAUGACUGUUUGAAUGAGGCUCAAUGUAUACAAUCAGGGUCCCAAAUGCGGUAUUUGUUUGCUACCAUUCUUAUGUUUUGUUAUCCUACUCACCCAGAAUUGCUUUGGCAAAAAUACAUCACUGCUUUUAGUGAUGAUAUACUGUUUCAAGCCUGUUUAGAUGCAGAAAACAACCCUGCAUAUACAUUUACUGAUUCUGAUAUACACAAUAUAGCAUUAAAUCAAUUAGAAACUAUAUUAAUCAGAAAUGGAUUCUGUCUUGCCAAUUUUUCAGACAUGCCUGUACCAAUUCCAUUAUCUGAAAAUCAUGUUCACCAGAAUUAUUUACUUGCAAAAGAAUUGCAGUAUGACCUUGAUCUUCUUAAAGUUAGAGCUCAAGAGGCUUAUUCAUGUUUAAACCCAGAACAACUAUCUAUUUUUGAUGCAGUAAUUAUGGCUGUUGAAAAUCAACAGCCUGGUGUAUUUUUUGUGGAUGGUCCUGGAGGUUCAGGUAAGACAUUUCUAUAUGGGGCAAUAUUAGACAAGAUCAGGUCCACUGGACAUAUAGCACUUGCAGUAGCUACAUCAGGUAUUGCAGCUCUUUUACUAGAUGGAGGUUGUACUGCACACUCCCUUUUUCGAAUCCCAUUUGAAUUGCAUGAGGAUUCAAUAUGUAAUAUAGCACAUGGUACAGAUCAUGCAGUUCUUUUGCAGCAAACAAGUCUUAUUGUCUGGGAUGAAGCUCCUAUGGCACACCGUUUUGCACCAGAGGCUGUUGAUCAAACUCUCAGAGAUUUAAUGAAAGCAGUAGAUCCUGACUUGGAAAACCAGCCAUUUGGUGGAAAAGUUAUUGUAUUUGGAGGUGAUUUUCAUCAAAUUUUGCCAGUAGUCCCUAAAGGAAGAAGAGAAGAUAUUGUCAACUCCUGCUUAUUGUGCUCUCCCCUGUGGCAUUAUGUAAAAGUUACAAAAUUAACUGUUAACAUGCGUUUACUACAGGCUGAAAGUUCUGAGGAGACUAUUGAAAGCCAAAAUUUUGCUGAAUGGCUUUUGGAAAUUGGUGAAGAUCGUGCUGAAUGGAUUGCUGAGAGAGGCAACUAUAUCAAAAUUCCUGAUAAUAUUUGUCUCACUUCACAAAGUAUACAUGAAUUAAUAGCUUUUGUUUAUCCAAAUAUAUCUAUCCAUGCUGGUGAUUCAAGUUAUUUAAUGCAGCGUGGAAUUCUUGCACCAAAAAAUGCAGAUGUUCAGUUAAUUAAUUCAACCAUCAUGAAUAUAUAUCCAGGUGAAGAAGUUGAAUACUUGAGUGCUGAUACUAUUGAUGAAACUCAAAGCAAUAAUCAGGACAAUAUUUACCCAACUGAAUUUUUAAAUUCUUUAAAUGUCAGUGGGUUACCACCACAUAAGUUAUCACUUAAAAUAGGUGCUCCUGUUAUACUUCUUCAUAAUAUCAAUCCUUCAGAGGGCCUUUGUAAUGGAACACGGUUAGUUUGCUGUUCAUUUGCACAGCAUGUUAUUGAGGUUCAAGUUAUUACUGGAAAACAUGCAGGGUUACGUACAUUUCUUCCUAGAAUUACUCUUACACCUUCUAAUACUAAUACAACAUUUCCCUUUGUGCUUAAGAGACGUCAGUUCCCUAUACAACCUGCUUUUGCCAUGACGAUAAAUAAGGCACAGGGCCAAACAUUGAAUAAUGUUGGAAUUUAUCUGCCCACACCUGUAUUUUCUCAUGGUCAGCUUUAUGUUGCUUGCUCCAGGACAACUUCUAAACAAAAUCUUAAGAUACUGACAAUAGGGCAACAUGAAAAUACUGGAUAUACUCAAAAUAUUGUAUACCCAGAAGUAUUACAGUCAUAA